Molecule: messenger RNA, 3850 nt
Organism: Caretta caretta (loggerhead turtle)
Lineage: Eukaryota; Metazoa; Chordata; Testudines; Cheloniidae
Gene: DERL3
Product: derlin 3
Source: RefSeq, a predicted model, not a curated record
GCGAGCGGAGGCUUGGGGGUGGGGCUGAGCCUGCCUCAGUCGCUGCGGCCGUAUGGCUGCGUUAAAGGGGCCGUAGCGCCGUUUGCCGCCGCCCCGGACCCGCCGCUGCAGGCCGGUGCCGGCUCCCCGGCGGCGCCAUGGCCUAUCAGGGCUUCGCGCAGGAGUACCUGGGGAUCCCGGCCGUGACGCGGGCCUACACCACCGCCUGCGUCCUCACCACCGCCGCCGUGCAAUUAGAAUUCAUCACCCCUUUCCAGCUGUAUUUCAACCCAGAUCUGAUUUUCAGAAAGUUCCAGAUUUGGAGGCUGAUCACGAACUUCCUCUUUUUUGGGCCCUUGGGAUUCAGUUUCUUUUUCAACAUGAUAUUUUUGUACAGAUAUUGCCGAAUGCUAGAGGAAGGCUCCUUUCGGGGACGGACUGCAGACUUUGUCUUCAUGUUUCUCUUCGGGGGAUUUCUCAUGACACUCUUCGGCCUCUUUGCAAGCCUCUUCUUCCUGGGCCAGGCUUUCACCAUCAUGCUGGUGUACGUGUGGAGCCGCAGGAACCCUUACAUCCGCAUGAACUUCUUCGGGCUUCUUAACUUCCAGGCCCCCUUCCUGCCCUGGGUUCUGAUGGGAUUCUCUCUGCUGCUGGGCAAUUCUAUCAUCAUUGAUUUGUUGGGAAUUGCAGUGGGUCAUAUUUAUUAUUUCCUUGAAGAUGUUUUUCCCAACCAGCCUGGAGGGAAGAAGUUGCUGCUCACUCCAGACUUCCUGACAUAAUUCAACUGCUGAUCACCAUGGAAAUGGGUUGUCUGCAGCAAAGCUGUUGAUCGAGAAUGGCAAACCUUUAGCUAACCCUCCAAUAAGAUAUUAAUCCAAGGCCUCCUGGGAGGAUGCCUCACUUGAAUCUACUUCUGGUAUAUUUGAUGCCCAUUUUAGCCACUCACCAAGAACACAUACCUCAGCCCAGCCUGCGAGCAUUGCUGUGUGUUCCAAGGCCACCUGCUAAAUCUUAGCUGUGUAUUCAACUAGAUGUUUAAACUGCUCUUGUUUUUCUCGCACACUUACCCCUUUGGGGCUGGUUAGAUGAAGUUUCCUGAAAUACAUUUGUGCUACCAAGUGAGAGGAGAAUUUGAGGGCCUGAUUCCGGCUCACACCCGCACAAGUCAACAGACUUCAAUGGGGCUGCAAGACUGGGCCUAAGAGCAUAAUUUCAGCACAAUCUUAAACUGGAUCCCACAUUUCCAUGGACCGGCAGGAGUCAGAGAGAGGAAGGGAAUCUACACUCUUGUGACAACACCUCAACUUCUCAAGGGCACAAUGCUUGCUGCUGCCAGGCUGGAGGAGUGGCAGAGGGGAUACUCCCAGUGUAGGAGGCCCUGUGUAAUGCACCAUCAGCUGCAUAAUUUUUAGUGGAGUGAGAGGAAGUUUUGACCUUCCCCAUGCCCCGGUCCAACCCUCAAGUGACAGGCCAAGGUAACAUUCACAUGUGGCAGGGUCCAUACAGCCAGCUGUGCAGGGUGACACUUUCUACUGGACAAAAGGAUGACCCUAAGGCAUGGAGUGUUUGGUGUCUGGUAAAAUCAGCUCCUUCCGUUAGAUAUUCAGAUGGAAGCUCUUUGGGCCAGGGAGCUUGUUUGUAUAGGGUCACUAUAUACUGAAUAAGUCAAGGGGAAAGGAGAACUUGUUGGGUCCUAUUUCAGCCUCUUAAAAAUAUUUUCAUAUACCUUACUAUAGAAAUAGUUCUAUCUAGUGGCUCUCAGCCCUGUACUGCUAUAUCAUGUUUCUUGGCUCUCUCCUUGUUUUGCACUGACAGUGCUGACCAGCAAAAGCAGAAUCCCACCGAAUUACAUGGUUUCAGCUCUCCCUCAGAUGAUUAAGAUCUGCGUGACUCCUCAGACUCUUGGCAGUCCCUGGAGAUAUUAAGGCUGUUCUUUUGAUACUGCUACAGCAGACCCUUCUCCUACAUCACUGGAAUGUCUCUCUUCAGCAAGCACCACUACUGUGGUUUGGGAAUUCAGGAACUAACCAACCACAGAACCCAAAUAUCAUUAAUCACAAGAAGGUUUCAAAGCCACUCCUCUGCCGGAGGAGAAGCAGAAGGAAGAGGACAUUUGUACUAAGAGAAACAAAACAAGGUUUUAAUUAGUGUUUUUUUAAACAAGAGAUGAUGUCUAAGUAUUGAUGAUUACUUUGUUCUGCUGGGGCCUCCUUUCCCACAUUCCUCUCCUACCAGCAGCCAGCACUUUGAUUUCAUUGUUUGCAAUAAGGUUCCUUUAUCUUUGACAGGAGGUUUGAAGUCUACCUAUUGCAAUCAUCCUCUAUGUGCAAACUCUCCUUAAUAAUCAGGGCCAUGCAGAAGUCCUUGGUAAACUGGCUUUAACAAGCCAGGGUGUGACGUCACGUCUUGGGACCACAGGCUGGUAUUAUAUCAGAGCAUCCGUGGCAAACUAAGCACUGUCUGAGAGAACAGCAUUUGUUUAAGCUAAAAUGACUAGAAGGGAGGUACAUUUUCAUAUCAGGCAAGCAACCUCCUGAGGGAAAAAACCUAACUAUCUACCUGCAAAUAGCCUCCAUCCUAACCAGGUCACCUGUGAUAAAUGGGGAAAACACAGGUAUAUUAGAAAAGCCUUUUGGUAUCUAUGCAGGUUCAUAGGGCCCCUCUGAAGCACUAAGGGACAAGAACUAGGAAGAGUGACCAUCUGGGAAUGCUAGUCUCCACUGGAUAUGGGAUACACUGUAAUGGGGUGGGCAGAAGGCAAUUUAAACUUACUCGUAAGAAAUGAAGCAGUAGCGUUUGGGUUAAUCCAAAAGAGGACUUCUGUCCAACAGUGACGAGAGGGCUCUCCUCUUUACUUCAAGGACUGUCACAAGUAUAAGCCAGGAGGGAGAUACAGAGAAGAAAGCUUGAACUCCCAGCUGUGCUCGCCAGCACAUAUUGCUAAACCAGCAAACGGUCCCCCUACCCUGGUUGCUUUCGAAGAGUUUACUCCCCAGUGUGGCCAGGAUAAAACUAUUCCCAGCACCACUGCAGAGAGCUUGAGACGCACUUCCACCCAGUCUCAGGGACUGCACCUACAGUUAGGAACACACCUGUGACUCUGCGUUGGUGGAGGCUGUAGUGUAGACAUGCCUAGGGCAUUUUUUCCAUUAUGUCAUACAACUCUACUGAGAGGGGGUUAGAAGACAGUGGGAAAGACACUAGAUUCCGGUCCAUAUUUCAGCUUUUCUAGUGUGGACAAGACUAAAAGCACUUUUGGCAAUGGUGCCAAAAAUGGUUUGGUCCCCAGCCACAUCAGCUUUCACUGACAAAGGAAGGUAUAAGUCAUGCCCUGAGAUGCUAACAGAGCGGAAACGCCGGCAGCAGGACAAGCACACAAGCUCUAACAAUGAGACUGUACUCUUGCUUAAAUCCAUAACUACAAACUCCUCUCCAGAGAGGCAGUUUUCCACACUUAAGCAGAGAGGAUUUUAUGUUUACCUUUGGUUUACACUGAGUCUCUUACAAACAUUGCUUUGGCAAUAAUUUUGGAAUUACACUGUUUCUGGGGACCCCACUGGGGUAUAUUCUUGAAGGAAAGCGAACUGAGAAGUGCCAAGGGGCAGAUGAGGAGUAAAAAGCAGCUGGCCUACAGCACUCCGGUGCUCCAUUUCCAAAGGAGGCUGCCACGAUGCUGGUUGUGGACAGUCGUGAAUAUACAAAGACCGUGGAGAAAGGCAGAGCAAAGGACAGAAGGUUACAAUGAUACAGACAUAUGCUCAUGGUGCCAAGAGUACUAACUGGCUGGGGCUCUUCUAAAAUAAUGAAAGCUGACUGCUAACUCCUGACUACAGCAAUUUAUUAAACCACAAUGUGAACUAUAAUAAUCCUA